UACUCUUCAAAUCAAAACAAGACAAAAAUAUGGCGGACGAUGACGAGAUUGACGUUUUGGGAGAUUUUUCAUUUAAUUCUUGUUUAGCGCAAAAUAAUCAAGGAAUCCCCUCUUGCUCAAGCCGGGAGGAUACGGUGCACCCACAGUGGCUACUAGACUCCACUGUCGCCAACUGGUAUGACAAUGAACGAGAAAAGAGGGCAAAAUAUGGUCCGUCUAGGAAACUGUCAGGGGACUCCAGGCUAAAACAUCAGCGCAUGCGGCACUCCUCAUGGAGCCAGGCUGAGAGGGAUUUACUUAGCAAGGAAAUGGCCAAAUAUGGAAGGAAUUUUCAUAAAAUAUCCCAAACAAUAAAAACAAAGUCAGCAGCUGAAAUACAAGCAUUAACAGAAGCAGAGUAUGGUGUCAAACUUGACGACCCUUCCGUGGGGCUCGUGAAGAAUGAAGAUCAGGAUGACAUCCCGAGUGUAGGGCAGGAAGAGAUUGUCACUGAUGACUCCAGCAUCAACAAUGUUCUGAGCCUGGUCACCACAGCCUCACCAACUAUUAUGGUACCUAAGAAACCAUUCAGGAAGAAAAACAAUAAUGUUACCCAAAAAAGUCUCAAACCCACCUUACCGAAACCUGAACUCAUUGUAAAUCCAACUGAAAUAUAUUAUGAAGAUGAACUUGUAAUAGGAUCCACAGAGUCUGUAGGAUCCCUGGAUCCAAAGGAAAACCGUGCAAAGCUAAAAACCAUGGCUAAACAAAAGAAGGUAAAAGUAAAAGCUGUAAAGAAAAUUGGUAAUCACCGGAGGAAAGUGUCAAAGAACUUUGAUAAGGGUAGAGCUAGAACUAGCAGUAAGGAACUCUUGAAGUCUCCGCAGGAGAGGCGGAGGAAGGAUUCAGGGGUGUCUGAGGAGAGCAUAAAGAGUCCUAAGUUGCAAAUUGUCUUGGGCUCGGGACAGGCGUUACAUGUUUCAGAAGGGGAGCAAGUGAUUAAAAUAGAGAAAAAGAAGGAUUCAGAAUCUGAUAGUGAUAUAGAAGUGGACAUAGACAGUGAUACUGAGAAGCCUAUCAAAACGAAAAAAAUGAAAGAUGAGUCGCCUGAGAAGGAUAGUUGCAGUGUGGUGUCUGAGUUGGAAGCUCCUAUAGCAGUGCCAUUGAAUAACUUUGGUCUGCCACCUAAGAGACAGAAGAAAAUUGUUUUGGACGGCGACGGCGGCUACACGAUCGCGCACACGGCGGCGGGCGACGUGCUGCAGCGCCGCGCGGAGCCGCGCCGCCCGCCGCCCCGGCCGCGCCCCGAGCGGCUGUUCCCCUGCCGCCUCUACAACGCCGAGCGACCCGCGCCGUAUUCAGUGGUACUGUCAGUAUCCGCCCUCCUCCUAAUGGACGCGCACGCGCACGGGUCGCGCGCCGAGGUGAUGGGGCUGCUGGGCGGGCGCCUGCGCGGCGCCGAGCUGCGGCUGCGCGCCUACCGCGCCGCCGCCGCCGCCGCCGGCACCACGCACUGCGACAUGGACCCUGUGUCUCAAGCGGCGGCGGGCGCGUGGCUGCAGGCCCGGGGGCUGCGCGUGGCGGGCUGGCACCACUCGCACCCGCGCUUCCCGCCGCAGCCCUCGGCGCUGGACGUCCGCUCGCAGGCCGCGCUGCAGGCCGCACUCGAGCCCUUCGCAGCGCUCGUCACGUCGCAACAUUGGCCGGCCGGUCGCACCGCCUCUCAAUAUAAAUGCUUCCGCGUAGAGCACCCCGCGGCAGACGAGACCGAGCCGCAAGGCUUCCAGCUCCGCGUGCGGCUGGAGCCCGACGUGACCGAGGCCUCCGCGGCCGCCCUGCUGCGCGACAUGCGAGCCCUGCUGCUCGACCAGACGCCCGACCCGCACCGCGUGCAGAUGGACAGGGACGUGUGUCCGCAGGCUAAGCUCACCUACUUGGAGAAGUGCGUAUCAAGCAUGUCGCACCACCUGCGCGCGGCCGGUUAUGCGGAUCAGACGCCGGUCUUCACGCUGCUGACGGAGGGACUGCGGGACAUCUUCCGGUAGCCCAACUAUACUCUGUCAAGCCAUUUCCGUCAGGAGAAAAGAGCGGCAAAUUUAAAAAUGUAGGCGCGAAGAGUUAUCGUCCCAUAGAAAAUUUGAAUUGCGCGCCUUUUUCUACUGACAAACUUAUUUGACCGUCUAUAGAAAUAAAAUGAUAGCAGCAUCGAAUACUUGUAUCAUAUUAUUCCAAGAUUUUUUUUACUAAUGGUAACUUUGUGAUUUCGUUUGUAUAUUUUUGAUGAUUAUUGUGCAUCACAAUUGUAACAUAAUGUGAUUUUAUUAUUUCAAAUUCCACAAUAUAUUUCAGUGACUGUGUAUUGUUUUUACGUUUUCUAUAAUUUUAUAAAACACCUUUAUGCUUAGAACCAUAUAGUUACAUAUUUGUUUUGUAUUACUGCCAGUAUUGUAUGAUUAGUUAUUGUAAAUAAAUUGCUAUAUUUGCUAUUAUAAUAUUUAUGCUACUUGGUGCAC
Cydia splendana is the source of this 2492-nucleotide messenger RNA. RefSeq lists its product as uncharacterized. The transcript has 10 exons. Lineage: Eukaryota; Metazoa; Arthropoda; Insecta; Lepidoptera; Tortricidae. The coding region runs from base 30 to 2024 and encodes 664 amino acids. Gene Ontology annotation, molecular function: protein binding; metallopeptidase activity. The record is from RefSeq and is a predicted model, not a curated record.